Microplitis mediator is the source of this 1717-nucleotide messenger RNA. RefSeq lists its product as uncharacterized. The coding region runs from base 386 to 1603 and encodes 405 amino acids. Lineage: Eukaryota; Metazoa; Arthropoda; Insecta; Hymenoptera; Braconidae. The transcript is spliced from 3 exons. The record is from RefSeq and is a predicted model, not a curated record.
UUUCGAGAAACGAGUUUUGUUUUUUUAUAUUUAAACGAAUAUAUCGUUAAACAUAACAAUAAUAUUUAAAUCACUUGAUUUUGACAACUAUGAAAAUAUUAUUAAUUUGAUAAUUAAAUGAAAUUUGUUUUGAUUGUUAAGUCCAGUGUAUAAAGACAAUAAAAUAUAUACCGUGAAAUGAAAUUAUUUUUAUGUUAACAUAAAAAUAAUAAAGAAGGGAAAAUUUAUAUUGACAUAUUCGAUACACAUAUUGAGUGCACAUUUUUUUGAUAUUGAAUUUAAAAACAGUACAAAUUAACGUUGUUAAUUAUUUAUUCAAAUUACCAAUACCAGAUUGCCAGGAUUGUCUGUCAACAAUCUUUUAUAAACAACUUAAUAUAUAAAAAUGAAACGAGAAAAUCAUUACAAAAAGGAAUAUUUACUCGAGAUAUUACGUUCAGGCUUAGAAAAUGAUGAUAUCGAUGAUGUUAAAAUUAUUCAGGAAGUAAAUGAUAAUAAAAAAGGCCAACAUUAUUUAAGUAAUUUAAAAAAAAUAUCAUUGGAGUAUACAUACUCUAUUUCGAAUAACGGUUCAUGCAAUAAAAUUGAAAAUAUUGUUCAUUUAUUUAUAAAACAAGAGUUAUCUGAUGAAACACAUAAACAUAUGUUUAAGAUGAAUGUUUUCGACAUUGAAUCUAAAAUUUUGAAAUGUGUAUUACCUCAAAUAGAACAAAUUGUGGGAAUAAAAAUUGGCCCUAAAUUUUUUUAUGAAUCAGUAGAUGAUUCAGAAAUAUUUAUGGAAGAUUUAUCGAAAUUUGGAUUCAGAACUAAAAAUCGAACAUUGGGUUUCUCAAAAGUUCAUAUGCUUAUGGCAAUUGAAACACUUGCUAAAUAUCAUGCUGGAUCUAUUGCUUUAGAUGAAAAGCAACCGGGAUCUCUUCACCAUUAUCGUCAAAGUCUGUUGGGUGAAUAUACGCAUCCGAAUUUUUUAAAUAUGAUAAAAUAUUGUCUUGAGUAUCUUGGAAAUGUAAUGCAUAAUUGGUCAGAUGAAAAAUGUCGCAAAAUAGCUCCAAAAAUUGAAAAAUUGUCCAAAAGUAUAAUAGAGAAUCUCAAAAAUAACAUUAAUUAUGAUGAAGAUGAAUUUUGUGUUUUAAAUCACGGUGAUUGUUGGAUCAGCAACAUUAUGUUUCUUGAAAAUGACUUAAAUGAGCCCCUGGAAGUUCGUUUAGUUGAUUAUCAACUCCCUGUCUGGACAUCUCCAGCAUUAGAUUUACAGUACUUUCUGAGCAUUUGUCCUGAAUUUGACAUUAAAUACAUAUUCGACGACUUUUUUAUAGAAAAAUAUGUACAUACACUUGUAGAAACAAUGGAAAAAAUCGGUUGUAAAAGAAAACCACCAACUUUUGAUGAACUUAAAUUGUCAAUGAUGAAACGACGAUCGUUAGCUUUGGCAGGUGGAUUAGUAUUUUAUCCAAAAAUUAUAAUUAAUCCUGACGACAUUGGUACUAUCAAAAAUGUAUUGGACAAUCAAGCGUGGAACACUAAAAUCUAUGAUAACCCAAAAAUUAUUGAUAAAUUAGUUGAACUCAUUCCUUUAAUAGAUAACCAAGGGUAUUUGGAUUAAUCAAUGAAAAAACAACAUUAUACCAGUGAAUUGAUUUUAUAAAUUGUUAAUAACCAUAAUAAAUAUUGGGUUAUAUAAGGUGCACAUUUAAAAGCCUCAUUUUAUUUUAGCAUA